AAAAAAAAUAAAAAAUUUAGAAUGUACUAUUUGCAGAAAUAUGUAUAAAAAUUUUGUAAUAUAAUUGUUAUACAAUGUGUUAUGUAAUUUAAUUUUUUAUGUACGCAAGUGUACAUAUUAUUAUUUUUUUUUUUCCAGUAUAAAUUUGGAAUUAUUACUCGGUACGUGCGUGUACGAUCAAAUCGAAUGGGUACGAUGGUGUUGUACAAAGAACUGGAGGCCUAUCAUCAAUGGUCGAAAGACAUCGGUUGUCGUUCAUUUCUCGCAGGCGCGUUAUGCGUAGGUGUUAUCGCGGAUGGACAAAUAGGAAAAUUGACGUUCGAGUCGCCGUUAUUUCUGUUGGUUCGACAAAGAAGUACGAGCACUACUGGGAAAAUGUGAACGUAUGGACAGCCGCUGUUGUCUGUACGACCCGACUCGGUAUUCAGUGUCGUCAGUUCGAUCCGGUCAGUGGGCCAUUCAGCAUGAACAACGAGCGCAAGGAUGAAGGAUCCGUUUACUCGGUCGGAAGUCAAAAUCAUUUGGUAUCGAUAAGAUCCAAGCAAACGUACUUCAAGAAACGGUUUCAACUCUCCAUCCUGUUGGUGAUAAUCCUGUGUCUCCUAGUGUUUGUCUUGUUUAUAACAGUCCUGGUACUCGCAAUACUUUAUGCGCAUAGCGGCAUGAUGAAAAUAUGCGAUAACGAAGAUUGCGUGCGAAUAGCGGCUAGUUUGAAGGAAUCUAUGGACACCUCUGUAGAUCCUUGCGAUGAUUUUUAUCAAUAUGCAUGCGGCAGAUGGCCGCAAGAGCAUCCCAUACCGGAUUCCAGUUUGACGAAUUCCUGGUUUAGUGAACGUAGCGAUCGCAUGUCCAGGAAAAUCAGGGAUCUGCUAAAGGUCAAUAUGUCCACCGGUGAGGUGCCCUGGGCGGUAAUGCAAGCCAAAACGCUGUUCACCAGCUGCAUGGACGUGCGUACGAUAAAUGAGCUCGAUUUGUCUCCAUUGUUUAAUCUGUUGAAGUUACUGAAUUUACCUUUAAUACCCGCGGCUUUCACUAAUGAAACAACUAAUUAUGUCGAGCAAAUGGCUAGGGUGAAGAGAAUUCUGGGGUUGGACAUUUUCUUUGGCUUGAAAAUCAUGUCUGAUCCGAGAAAUAACAGCAACAACGUAAUUUAUUUCGACACUCCGGAUCACACUAGUCCUUUUCCUAGUGAUAAAGAAUUGGAAAAACGGCUGCAUAUUAUCAGAUCGCGAUUGCGAAAGUUGGAAGAUCAAGAUGAUGAAUUUAUAUUCACCGACAACGAGGAUGCUGAAUUAAUUUACAUGAGCGAUGUUGUCAAGCAAGUUAUCAGUAAUAGCACUGUUAAUGAUUGCACUUCGGAAGAUGAAUUAAAAGUGUCGGUGGAGAAAUUAAAGGAAUUUAUCGGAACGCUUUAUGAAAUUAGUAAUUCGAUUUACCACAUGGUUCAUGCAAAUAUAAAUUACACUCUUUCCGAAGAAGAUUUGAGCGACAAAGAUUACAUGUUGGUGGACGAUCUCCAAAAAUUAACGGACGAAUAUAUCAUGGAGAUAAAUUCAUCUCUUACACCUCAACCGAUUUGGCGAUCUUUUGUUGAGUCACUUUUCGAGGGGAUUGUCACGUUGGAUCUCGAUAACAAAGAUAAAGUUCUUGUCGGCAAUCUAGAUUAUUUGAAAGAUGCAGCAUUAAUUCUCGCUGUUUUCGAGGAAGAAGCUCUAGAAAGUUACGUUUGGUGGACCGUCGUAGAUACCGUAGUGCCUCACUCUUCCGAGAAGCUUAGGAAUAUUUGGACCACGUACAUAAAUAAAUUAAUGGAAGUGGAGAUAAAGGAAUCCAAAUCUUUGCACUGCGCGUCAACUGUCAAUAAAUUAAUGGGAAUGGCGGUAUCAUGGUUGUUCGUAGAUCCGACAUUCCAUAGUAAUAAAGGUCGUAAAGUUAUGGAGAUGUUGGAAGAUAUAAAAGAGGCAUUCGCUUCGCUUGUCGUUAAAAUGGAUUGGAUGGAUCAAUCGACGAAAAUAGCAACGCUUGAAAAGAACCGAAAAAUGCGUUCCGGAAUCGGAUUUCCCGAAUGGCUUUUCGAUGAAAAGCAGCUCGACGAGUAUUACGAAGGCAUAGAUUUGUCUAAGACGAAGUAUCUGGAUAACAUGAUUCAAAUCAUUCGAUUACAAUGGAACUCUACAUGGGCGAGCCUGCGCGAUUAUAAUUUGAAGAAUGAAUCAUACUGGGCGACCGAUCCUAUUGAUGUAAAUGCGUUCCAUACCUUUCAAAAUAAUUAUAUAACUGUACCUAUCGGAAUUCUGCAAUUUCCAUUCUAUGAAUUGGGUCUCGAAGCUUUGAAUUAUGGCGCCAUCGGUUCGGUACUUGGACAUGAAUUAACUCAUGGAUUCGACAAUAGCGGCCGACAUUAUGACAGCGACGGAAAUUUUCGAGAAUGGUGGACCAACAAGACCAUCUCGGAGUAUACUAAAAGAACCCAAUGCUUCAUAAAUCACUACAAUACUUAUUACGAGAACGAGAUCAAUGCUCACAUCGAUGGUGAACUGACCUUGGACGAAAACAUUGCUGAUAAUGGAGGUGUUCGCGAGGCUUUCGUCGCUUAUGGGAUAUGGAAGGCACGGCACGGUCAAGAACCUUUACUUCCGGGAUUUACACAGCUCACUCACGAGCAGUUACUCUUUCUCGCCUUUGCACAUGUAUGGUGUGAAUCUUACACUGCCACAUCAUUAAAGUGGAUGCUGGAGGACUCUCACAGUCCUGCCCAUGUAAGGCUUCAAGCGGUAUUGAAAAAUUCCAAAGAAUUUAGCGCUGCUUGGAAGUGUCCCGUAGGAUCGAAUAUGAAUCCGUCGAAGAAAUGUCAUCUAUGGUAGCGGAAGCAACUUUGGCGUACAAAAGGUAGCUUUGGUGAGCUUCGCUAUUUAAUUAUUGUUGAUCAAUCAAAUAUUUAUCAUUCAAAAAUACAAAGUUAGUAAAGCUCACGUGCAAAACACAUGUGCCAGAGAGAAAGACAAGAGGAAAAAGAAUAUAUGGCUAUUUUCAGAGUAUUAAUUUAAACAAUUAAUUUUAAAUUUCAAUAAUUAAUUUAAUCAAAUCAAAUAAUGAUAUGCAUAUUUUUAUUUGAAAUGAUAAUAUGAUAGUCAAUUCGAUUCAGUAAUACUCUGUAAUAUAUAAUGCUAGCGAUUAAGCAAAAAAGAUAUGUUAAUCAGAUUAAUAUAAUAGAUAUUGUCAAUAAACUUGUACAAUUUAGACUAAAUUAUAAUGCAAUUUUUUAUAGUGUGGAUAGAAAUUUUUGUACGCUAUUUAGAUUAGCAAUGAGAAAAUUGAUAUUGACGUUUGCACGUGAGCCGCAAUUGCUUUAAUUAUUGUUAUUUUAUUUUGUUGUCUAAAUUUUUGUAAAGAUUUGUUUUUGCGAAAACUUGCAUAUAAUCUUGUACAAUGAUGUGCUAGAGAUGUUUCAUAUUGUAAUCGAAUUAAUGAGUGGUCCAAUGUUUAUAAUAAAAGAAUUUUAUUUACUUAAAAAAA
Messenger RNA from Cataglyphis hispanica, 3516 nucleotides. It is a transcript of the gene Nep5, whose product is annotated as endothelin-converting enzyme homolog. Gene Ontology annotation, molecular function: metalloendopeptidase activity. Bases 231 to 2864 code for a protein of 877 amino acids. The transcript has 17 exons. NCBI's taxonomy places the organism in Eukaryota, Metazoa, Arthropoda, Insecta, Hymenoptera, Formicidae. Gene Ontology annotation, biological process: protein processing. The record is from RefSeq and is a predicted model, not a curated record. Gene Ontology annotation, cellular component: plasma membrane.